Carcharodon carcharias (great white shark) is the source of this 3933-nucleotide messenger RNA. RefSeq names its product alkaline phosphatase, biomineralization associated (gene alpl). The transcript has 13 exons. Gene Ontology annotation, cellular component: plasma membrane. Gene Ontology annotation, biological process: dephosphorylation. Bases 268 to 1854 code for a protein of 528 amino acids. Lineage: Eukaryota; Metazoa; Chordata; Chondrichthyes; Lamniformes; Lamnidae. The record is from RefSeq and is a predicted model, not a curated record. Gene Ontology annotation, molecular function: alkaline phosphatase activity.
CAGUUCCUGAGCACCGGCAGCACCGUCCACGCCGAUUACAACUGGGCAACCAUCCUCAUCCCAUCGGAUUUAAAGGGGAACUCCCAGUCAGGCUGAACAUCAUUAUUCGUUCUUGUAAGUCUGCCACCAUUUACCAACUGAUACACAGUACAGUGACCCGCACUGCCUUUAACGCAGGAGGAUUACAAUUUAAAGAGAGGCCUUGAGGAGUUUGACCCCAUCUAACCAGGAGUUCGACCACUGAAAGCAGAACUCCAGGAAAGUACCAUGAAGAUUUCACUGCUGCUGCUCAUUGCCAAUCUAAAUCUCCUCUGGGGACUCAUCCCAGUGCAUGAAAUGAAUCCAACAUACUGGAGGAACCAAGCUCAAGAAACACUGAAACGAGCACUUGACCUGCAAAACCUCAACACUGGGGUUGCGAAAAAUGUUAUUCUUUUCCUAGGCGAUGGAAUGGGGAUACCCACAGUGACUGCUGCUCGAAUUCUGAAAGGCCAGUUGGAAAGCAAAACUGGAGAGGAAGGUUUCUUGGAAAUGGAUAAGUUCCCGCAUGUAGCUCUUUCAAAGACCUAUAACACCAAUGCCCAGGUGCCUGACAGUGCUGGCACAGCGACAGCCUACCUAUGUGGUGUCAAGGCAAAUGAAGGCACAGUGGGCGUGAGCGCAGCUUCAGUGCGUAGACAAUGUAAUACCACCUUCGGCAAUGAAGUGACAUCCAUUCUGAAAUGGGCAGAAGAUGCUGGUAAAUCCACGGGCAUAGUAACUACAACACGGGUACAGCAUGCCACGCCCAGUGCUUCCUACGCUCAUUCGGUGAAUAGAGAAUGGUACGCAGAUUCUGACAUGCCGCUUGAUGCACUGGAACAAGGCUGCAAAGAUAUUGCUCAACAACUUGUUCAUAACAUUCCUGGUAUUGAGGUGAUUAUGGGAGGUGGCAGGAAGUACAUGUUCCCAAGAGACACACCUGAUGUUGAAUAUCCAAAUGACUCAAAGGCCAAUGGCACGCGGCUUGAUGGAAAGAAUCUGGUGGAGGAAUGGAAAAACAUGAAAAAGGGCAAGAAUGCUCGUUAUAUCUGGAACAGGGAACAGCUCAAAAGCCUUGACCUGUCAAGAGUAGAGCAUUUAAUGGCCCUGUUUGAACACGGUGACCUGCAGUACGAGUUGGAAAGGAAUAAAACCACUGACCCCUCCCUGGAGGAAAUGGUGACAGCAGCAAUCAGAAUUUUGAGCAAGAACCCGAAAGGUUUCUUCUUACUGGUUGAAGGUGGCAGGAUAGACCAUGGACACCAUGAAGGAAAAGCCAAGAUGGCUUUGUAUGAAGCUGUGGAAAUGGACAAGGCCAUCGGGAGGGCUGGCUCCUUAACCCGAGACACUGAUACACUAACAGUCAUCACAGCCGAUCAUUCUCACGUUUUUACAUUUGGUGGUUAUACUUUCCGAGGAAGCAAUAUAUUUGGUCUUGCUCCAUAUUUAAGCGAUGUGGACAGUAGACCAUUUACUUCAAUUCUGUAUGGAAAUGGACCUGGGUACACACUGCAAAAUGGAGAAAGGCCAAAUGUUUCAAACAGUGAAAUCUAUGAGAACAAUUACCUGGCACAGUCGGCGGUGCCACUGAGACAAGAAACGCAUGGAGGAGAAGAUGUUGCCAUAUUUGCAAAAGGCCCAAUGGCUCACCUCUUCCACAGUGUGCAUGAGCAGAACUAUAUCCCACACGUUAUGGCAUAUGCAGCCUGCAUUGGUCAAAACAAGGAACACUGCACCACUCUUCCCUCUCAGCCCUGUGGCAAUGGCGCAUGGGUGCCUGAGGGCACGAGUGCCAUUUUGUUAGUAUUGCUGGCACUACUGUCCUGUGUCUAGAGGAAUAUUUUUCUAGAGACAGCUUUAGGGUGGACUGUGCCUGUUAAUCAGGAAUCCCUCUUCCUCUUAUCAAUGCAAUGGUUCUGGUUUGUGGAGCAGUGUGAUUGCUCGCCCGCAGAACAAGACCUGUAAAAGGUGUGAGCACUCCCGCACACAUGGCCCUUCCUGAUCACACUGCCCCAUGGAGCAGAACGACCACCUCCCUCUCUCCUUCCCCACCCUACCUAGUUUGCCCUCCUGCCAGCCUCAUUUUGAGACCUGCAACAAAAAGCAUGAACCUUAAAUUUUAAAAAAAACCACUAGCUAUCUGCAUAGCAAUAGGAUAAAUUCUUGUGCUCUAAUGACAACUGCCUCUUCCUCCCCUUCCGUGUUGCAGCUCAAUAUUCUGCAGACUUGACUCCAGAGGCUUUUAGUAGAUGCCGGCUGGAUGAUGUCCAUGCUGGGAUUAAUGAGCAGAUAGACCCGGCAUUACCCAGUGACCAUAUCACCUCUCCGCACUCUGAAAAGGAAAAGGUCCACUUCUCAAAUUUGUUAUCUCACCCCUCGCACCCCCUUAAAUCCCAAUCAAACCAGAACCAUUGUAUGAGCCAACGCUAAAAUCAUUACGAUGAAAUUCUCACAAUGACCCUGUGGAAUGGGAUCUCCAUUCCUCCGUGUGAAAACGUCAUCACAUUGAUCACGGUUGCCUCCCUUGACUAGUCCAUGGUUAAUAAGCAAUUAUGUUUGCCGACUUAAUGUACUUCAUCAAAGGAUCAAGUCUUUAAGGACUGUAAAUAAAUGUCUGGUUGGGCCAAUGCGUUUGAUUUUAGUCACGGAUUUUAAAGACAGAAAUGAUCUUCAAUUUUGCGGGAGCACUGUCCUGAUAGUUAACACUGCAUCUAAUGUCAGUAAAAUGUGGAGGAAGCUGCCAGGAAAAUAAAUUGUUGGGUGCUAAUUAUUCUGCGAAAUCCAAGGGGUGAGGUGAAGAGCUGGCACAGUGGAAGAAAAGGAUUAAUCUUCUUUCUUGUGGUAGCAGCUGAACUGGUCCUUGCUGACAGGAAUGUGCUCUAUAAAGUUAACCAAUGUUCUGAGCACUCUAAUAGGAACAUGGUGUAUAAAUACCAUUUGUCUUUCAAAGGCCAUUGCUUUUAAAUACCCUUUAGGGGUAAAAUGUAACUAAUGUACAGAAUUCCCAGCAGUGAUAGGGUCAAACUCUGGGAAGUUAUAUAUUUGUUUAUUCUGAGUUUCACAAGUCAAACACUCCUCUCAUGUCCUGGGUCAAACCCUUGAGAAUUCAGACAACCAGGAGACAUCUCUGUAACUGGAGAAUUAAAGCUACAUUUGCAGAAGACAAUUCGUUUUUAAAAAAUCUUCUACUUUUCCACAAAACCAUAUUGAAACACCCCUGCAGAAAGAACAGUUUAAAUAUCAAAAUUAAGCCAGCAAGUUAUUUGUGUCUGCAUGUUUUAUUAUUUAUCCCUUGUUUUUGUGAAGUUUUAAAUUUCUUGGUGUCGGGCACUGUUCUGCCCAAAUGAUGAGCGGGGGCCUGUUUCCAGGCCUCUUCCAGAAGUAAAAACCAGUUCAAAGUUGUCAAAAACCAGUAUGUCAGUGGCCCUAACCAGUUGCUUAGAGAGAGAUGUGGCCUACCUGAGGCCACAUGUCUGUCACUGCGUCUUGCUUUUCCUCCCCAGGGAUUGAGGGUGGUGAUGGAGAAGAGUCCAUUCAGAGGCGUCAGAGACGCCAGUGUUGGCAAGCAUCAGGCGCAUCCUUGCCAAUACCCAUGAUUCCCAAAAGCACCUUCAACCUACACAGCAUUCGAGAGGCAGCCCUUGUUAGAUUUCUGGAUCUGACUUCCUUGGAGCUACCUUGAGCUUCUGUCUUGACCAAAGGGAACCCCUUUGCAAACGACAAGUUGCUGGGGUAAGUUGCAGAUUUGAACAUGCACACCCUGCCAUUAUCCCACCCAGGAUGCUGCUGAGGAGGAGAAGCACCACAAUAAUUGCUCGAUUAAAUAUUAAACAAAUUGUGUAAAUCAGAUUUAAAGUAUUGGUUUCAAAUUGUAACCAUUUCCUUGUGUUACCAAUAUCUGUCUUAUUUGAA